Caenorhabditis remanei is the source of this 1968-nucleotide messenger RNA. RefSeq lists its product as uncharacterized. The record is from RefSeq and is a predicted model, not a curated record. Gene Ontology annotation, biological process: ubiquinone biosynthetic process. Gene Ontology annotation, cellular component: mitochondrial inner membrane; mitochondrion. The coding region runs from base 1 to 1968 and encodes 655 amino acids. NCBI's taxonomy places the organism in Eukaryota, Metazoa, Nematoda, Chromadorea, Rhabditida, Rhabditidae. The transcript has 8 exons. Gene Ontology annotation, molecular function: ubiquitin-like modifier activating enzyme activity.
AUGUCUGCACCAAAACUGUAUGCAUCGCAUGUUCCGCUUGCACCACUUUCUCGUCUAUUUCUUGGAAUAGGCUCUGCCGUCACAGCAAUUACAGAUCCUCGAAGGGGUGAUAUGGUGGCGGCGAUGGGAGAAACGACUGCGAUUGGACCUGUUUUAGAAAAUAUUAGGAAAAGAAUGGAUUCUGAUAUUGUGGGAAAACGGCUUCUCGAAGAGAAACCUCGAAUUUCGAACGAGACCAUCGAUAGAAAAUGGCUGGCCGAUCUUCCAGAGGGCACGUUGGGCAAACAUUACUCAAAUUUCCUCGAUCGUUUGAACACUUCACCUGAUGCUCGACCAGCUGUGAAGUACAUUAAUGAUUUAGAUCAUUUGUAUGUUAUGCAAAGAUAUCGUGAAACUCAUGAUUUCACUCAUAUCGCCCUUGAACAAAAAACAAAUAUGUUGGGGGAAGUAACUGUGAAAUACUUCGAAGGCAUUCAAUACGGUCUGCCCAUGUGUGUUUCCGGAGGAAUUUUCGGCGGAGCGAGACUACUCAGAAAACAUCGCCAGGAAUUGAUAGAUAAAUAUCUUCCAUGGGUUGUAGAACAGGCAAGCAAUGCACGCUUCUUCAUGGCUUUUGACUGGGAGAAUCACUUUGAAAAACAAUUGUCGGAGGUGCAAAAAGAGCUCAACGUCGCGAGAAUGAAAAAGCAACAAGACGAGUUAACUGGUUUCGCUGAAAAUAUUGAUGACCUUGCAAACCGACUAAAAAAUGCACUAAACAAGCUUGAGGAAAGAAAAGCCGAGUCCCCAGAUGCGCCGGGAAAUCAACUUGGGAAUUCUCAACAAGAAAAACAACCUACUCCAUACCGAGAAAAAAUCGGAAAACUGAGUGGUGAAGUCGUGGACUCGAAUCCUUAUAGUCGUCUCAUGGCCCUUCAACGAAUGGGAAUUGUUCAGGAUUACGAAAUAAUUCGAGAGAAGACUGUUGCCGUCGUUGGAGUUGGAGGUGUAGGGAGCGUUGUGGCAGAAAUGCUCACUCGGUGUGGGAUAGGGAAGCUGAUUCUAUUCGAUUAUGACAAGGUUGAAAUCGCCAAUAUGAACCGUCUCUUCUAUCAACCGAAUCAGGCGGGUCUUAGUAAAGUCGAAGCAGCAAGAGAUACACUAAUUCAUGUCAAUCCGGAUGUUGAAAUUGAAGUUCACAAUUUCAAUAUUACAACUGUUGACAACUUUGAUACGUUUGUGCAGAGAAUCAGACAAGGAUCGCUGACAAAUUCAAGAGUAGACUUGGUCCUCAGCUGUGUAGAUAACUUCGAAGCUCGUAUGGCUGUCAACAUGGCUUGUAACGAAGAGAAUCAAAUUUGGAUGGAAUCUGGUGUUAGCGAAAAUGCCGUUUCUGGUCACAUUCAAUACAUUGAACCUGGAAAAACAGCAUGCUUUGCUUGCGUUCCACCACUCGUCGUGGCUUCGAAUAUCGAUGAGCGUACCCUCAAGCGAGAUGGCGUCUGUGCAGCUUCCUUACCAACAACAAUGGCUGUUGUAGCCGGAUUUCUCGUUAUGAAUACUUUGAAGUACCUUCUAAACUUUGGAGAGGUUUCCCACUACGUCGGGUACAAUGCAUUGGCCGAUUUCUUCCCAAGAGAAAGUAUUAAACCCAAUCCAUUUUGUGACGAUAACCACUGCCUAAUCAGACAGAAGGAAUAUGAAGCGAGAAAAGCAUCGGAAACUAUUGAUUUGGAAAUCCAAGAGCCAGAAGAAGAACCUGUUGUCCACGAAGAAAACGAAUGGGGGAUCGAAUUAGUUGAUGAGUCGGAACCAGUUCUUUCGUCUGAAUCGCCCAAUAACUCUGGUGUGGCUGAAGGCCUGAAGUUCGCUUACGAGCCCGCCAAAAAAGAUAAUGUGAGCGGAGACUUGUCGCCAGCUCAAGCUGCAACUCACGAUCUUAUGCAAUCGAUCAAGGAUAAGCUGGUUCAAGAAGCACAGAAAAAAUGA